This is a messenger RNA of Mixia osmundae IAM 14324, 3306 nucleotides long. RefSeq lists its product as uncharacterized. Gene Ontology annotation, biological process: negative regulation of transcription by RNA polymerase II. The transcript is spliced from 2 exons. NCBI's taxonomy places the organism in Eukaryota, Fungi, Basidiomycota, Mixiomycetes, Mixiales, Mixiaceae. Gene Ontology annotation, molecular function: zinc ion binding; DNA-binding transcription factor activity, RNA polymerase II-specific; RNA polymerase II transcription regulatory region sequence-specific DNA binding. The record is from RefSeq and is a predicted model, not a curated record. Bases 1 to 3306 code for a protein of 1101 amino acids. Gene Ontology annotation, cellular component: nucleus.
AUGCUGUCUGCGACGGCGCCUAGCUUUCAGCCUAGUAGCGGUGAUGCUAGCAGCACAGCGCGAGCCGAUGCCACCUCAGCGAUCGGUGGCGACGCUGGACUGUCUGCACCAGGUCGGGGCAGAGGUCGAGGUGGUAGAGGACGCAGUAGGGGUGCUCGUAGACCACAAGGUCAUCCCAGAGAGCCUACAGAGCCUGCAGCUAUCGAGUUGCGAGCUCCCGAAGGAGUGCAACUGCCCCGAGGAGGCAGAGGACGGAGGAGGGCUCAAUUUGGCCAGAAUCUGACAGUCGACGGCGCAGGCCAGACGGCGAGCAAUGACACCACUACAUCGUCGUCUGCCGCUUCAUCUGCCCAAGGUGAACCACCUCGUCGACCACGCCAUGCACGCAGACCGGCAUCUGCAUCUACGACGGCGCUGAUGACCAAUGGCCAUCAGUCGCUCAGAGAAAGAUUGACGGAGGAGCUGACGAAGCAAACGUCCGACUGUAUGAUCUGUAUGAACACUAUCAAGCGCAACCAGAGCAUACACUCUUGCUCAAUCUGCUACUCUGUCUUGCACCUAAGCUGCAUUCAAAAGUGGGCUCACACCUCUGUCGAUGCGAUCAAAGAGCGACUCCGCAUUACAGAAGCAGCUGCACCUGAUACCAUAGAAUGGCGAUGUCCAGCCUGUCAGACUGGCUUCGCCGAAGAAGAGAUACCCAAGAAAUACAAAUGCUUUUGCGGCAGAGCGAAUCAGCAGGCCCACGCAAAUUCAUCUAUACCCCAUUCCUGCGGCUCACAGUGCACGCGUGCCCGACCAGAAGGCUGUACACAUCCUUGCCCCCUUAUCUGUCACCCUGGGCCGUGCGAUCAGUGUCAAAUUCCAGUUCAUCAGACCUGCUAUUGCGGCAAGCAGCAAAAGACACUCAAAUGUUCAGCCAUACACCCCAGCAUCGUAAGGGCUGGCGUCGACGCAUUAGCUAUUCAGACGCAAUCGGCCGAUUCGGUGAGCUGUCAUCAGACUUGCGGUAAGAUCAUGGCGUGUGGUCUCCACGCAUGCUCGCAAGUCUGCCACGCGGGCGACUGCGGCCCCUGCGACAUCCCGCGCCAAAAAGAGUGUUUUUGCGGGCAAUUCUCACGCACAGAGGCUUGCUCUGCGACCUCAGCAUCAGACCGCACGCGUUGCUACACCAUUGACGCAGACGAGGCACACGCAGGCGAAUACAGCUGCGACAAGGCGUGUCCCUGGAGGUACGACUGCGGUCUGCAUCACUGUGAAGCUGGCGCCUGCCAUCCACAUCUGGCUAAAGAGCUAUCGAUCUGUCCAAGAUCGCCAGCCGUGAUGUCAACGUGCCCUUGCGGCAAAACGCCGCUAUCUGCAUUGGCAGACAAGCCUCGCUCGACUUGCAGCGAUCCCAUACCUUCCUGUGGUGCCGUCUGUGGUAAGAUGCUCGCCGGUUGCGAUCACCUGUGUGCUCGAAGCUGCCACAAUGGUCCCUGCGGCGAAUGCCACGAGCUCAUCUCGACGGUUUGUCGUUGCGGCAAUGAAAAGGUUUCUCGGACUUGCGCUCAAGCUUCCCAAGAAGACGGCGACUAUCUCUGCGAGCGCGUUUGUCGCUCCCUGCGCCAUUGCAAGCGCCACGAAUGCGGUCGGAUUUGCUGCCCUAUGCAGUUCGAGGAAGGUCUGGGUCGGCGUAAAGGCAAGCUCCGAGGUAGAGCGGAAGAGAUGCAAGAUCCGAUGGGUUGGCAUCAAUGCGAUCGCGUCUGCGGCCGCAAGCUUUCGUGCGGCAAUCAUACUUGCCCGCUCAAUGACCAUGCGGGCAAGUGUCCGUCCUGUCUACAGAGCAGUUUCGAGGAGCUCAUCUGCCAUUGCGGAUUGACGGUCAUUGAGCCGCCUGUUCGAUGCGGCACUGUCAUCAUCUGCAACCGCCCCUGCAUUCGUCCGCAUCCUCCCUGUGGUCAUCCCAAAGUCCCACAUGCCUGUCACGAGACAGAAGAAUGCCCCGCUUGUCCUUUCCUUACAGCAAAGGCUUGUCAAUGUCAUCGGCAGACGCUCGUCAAGAACGUCAGAUGUUCUUCGGCGCUGAUCAGCUGCGGCAAGCCAUGCGAGCUUACUCUCGCUUGCGGUGCUCAUCAAUGCCCACGCUCCUGUCACAUUGGACCUUGCAGUCCCUGCGCUCAAGUGUGUGCAAAGCCUCGAAAGUUCUGCGGCCACCCCUGUCCUUUGCCGUGUCAUGCGCCUGCAGCUUGCAAGAUCGACUCGCCUUGCCCGGAGCUCGUCGUUGCUAAAUGCGAGUGUGGCAACCUCACGCAGCGUCUCGUUUGCGGCAGCUGUCAAGCUCAUCCAUUAUCCAACGAGUCUAAAGAGCUUAAAUGUAAUGACGGCUGCGCAGUCGCCAAGCGCAAUGCUACUCUUGCAGCUGCUUUGGGGCUAGAGAAGAAAUCAACGCCGACGCUCAAAUCGACCUGGCUGCCUGAGACGAUCGAAUUCUACCGCAAUAAUACGAUCUUUGCAAGAAAUGUCUACGCGGCGGUUCUGUCCUUUGUUGCAGAGACUGACAAAGCGCGUCACAUGCUACCUCGAAUGAAACGGGAGCAGCGCAAAUAUGUCCACGAGCUGGCCGAGCAGUUCAAUCUCGAAUCGGAGGCUUUUGACGAGGAGCCCAACCGUUCCAUUCAGGUAACGAGGCGACUUGCGACCGUCGUGCCGACUCCAACUCUGGCUGAGGCGGUGGCCAAGUCCAAGCAGUCUACACAAUUGCAGAGCGGACCGAUUCGUAGAACUGCUCUUGUAAAGCCGGAAGCAAACGCGCUGUGCCUGCUCGAAGUCUUCGGGGUCGAUGAAGCCGUCCUGCGCGACACCCUCAGUCCUCACGUGCAGUCAACCCCCUUUGCCCUCGUCUGGGUCAAAGAUGAUACUGUCAUUGUCCGCUUUGCACCUCUUGGUACCGCUGCCGAGCUCACGCAACGCGUAGCCGCCAUAUACGCUUCGCUCAAAACCUCAACACUCUCCUUCAAGCGAGUUGAAAAGGCACAUGUCGAUCCUUCGAAUGGAAAGGUCGUCUGGGUCGGACAACAACAGCAAUGGCUCACAAGCCCCAGCAGAACGCCUGUUAGCAGACCAUCGACACCUCAACCAAGCGUGUGGGCUAGACCAGCGCCGACCAAUGCAUUCAGCGCUCUUGCAACAUCACCACCUGUGCCGACACAGCCAAUACAAGCUCUCGCACCGGGCGAUGUCUUGAGCGAUGGUCUUCACCGUCCUCCACAGAGUGUAAUCGCUGUCGAGCAUGUCGAUCCUCCUGACGAGUGGGACAUAGAAGCCUAG